GAUGAGCCCAAGGGUGGGUAACGCGCUCUGCCUUAGUCUGUACCUGCCAGUCUAUUCUCAUGCACUUCAUAGGCUAUUCUUGAGAGAGUUGCGAUGCUCAAACUGCUUAAAUAUCUGCAUGGUUCGGAGCUUGUGGCCAAGUUCCAGAGGGCAUGCGGUCUGUUCCCCAUCGAAGCCGCGCAUCAGAACGGAAACUGGGCGAACCCUCCGCGGGAGACCCCGCUCCAAGACGCGGACGCACCUGACAAACUUACUCGACUGCGGUGCGGUAAUGGACACGCUAUUACCAAUGAACAGGACAGCAACUCAAAUGACAAACACAAGGAAAAUGGAUACGGUGUUGGUGUAAGUGUAAACUUCUCUAUGAGAUUUGAAUGAGUUAUUGAGUUUGAGAAACAGAAGAAAGUAGGCUCCCACUGGGCAAAAACAGGUUGAAACAACGUUGUUUCCAGGUAAUUUCAACCCAAAAAGUCAAUGUGAUGACGUUGAAUCAACGUGGAAAACUGAUUGGAUUUGCAAAAAGUAACAAGUAAUCAAUGUAAGAUCAUUUUUUCAUCCAACUUUUAACCUUCUGUAAAUCCAAUGACAUGGUGUAUUCUCUGUUGAUUUUACGUUUAAUUCAUGUUAGUUGACAACUCAACCAAAUGUAAAUGAAAAAUAGACAUUGAAUGAUGUCUGUGCCCAGUGGGCUAUAGGCUAACUUCCCAGGUCCUGCGUUAUGGGCGGGCCUUGGGAAGGUAGCCUAUACCAUACCUCCUUGCCCAUCCAAAUAAAAUAUUUAAAUAUUGAUAAUUUAUUUGACUGAAACGCACACCAACAGAAGGACUCAUCAAUCAUAUAAAACAUCCAAGCGAGCGAAACUGCACCGCUCUGUCUCAGUAUGUGUAGCCCAUGUAUCUGAUGCUGCCUGAUCAAAAAGAGUAUGGCAUGUCAUACUCUUUUCGGCCAGAUAGCAUCAGAUACAUGGGUUACAUAUUGUGAGACAUAGGGGCGCUGUUUUGCUCGCUCGGAUGCUUUCUCCAGUGAGAUAGUUUCAGCCUUGCAAAUUGAAGGGAGGUUUGCGGGGGCACAGUGUACUGUUCGGAUGCUGGAAUUAUUUUGGAAGAACCUGUGAAGGUAACCUACUUUUUGAAUAGGCAGCACGUCCAAUAGGCUUAAAAGGGAAAUGCUGAGGGAAAUGUUUGUAGACUAAUCACCAAGCCUCGGUGUGAAAGAGCAACAUAUCAUUAUCUGAUGAGCCCAUAUAUCCAGUGGAAACGUCAUAAAAUACCUGAACACUUUUCCCAAAAACAGCUGUCUGUCCCGAGCUCACUGGAAAACAUUGAGGGCCCGGAAUAGGCUAGUUGAUACAAUGUUGCAAGUUCGCUGGCGGGCUGGACCCAGUUGAUUGAUUUGAUACAAUGUUGCACUUCACUAGCGAUAGUUAAUGUCAAGAAAGAUAGAAAGGGAGGCAAACAGGCGGAGAGAUGAAUGUGAUCGAAAGAACCUGAAUUUUCAUCUGGAUAUUUUCUACUGUUUUUAUUUGUCGGCUUUAUGUAUUUUUACUUAGUUUACAAUGGAAGUUAUAGGCCUACUGCUACAUUGGCCUAUAGGCUAUCUCUAAGUGUUAGAAAUUGCUUAAUUCAAAUCUGGUAUUGGAAUAAGAAUCAAGAGAUCUACAAUCCAAGCUAAAUUUAUUAUAUGCAAAAUGUAUGUAUGAUAAGUAUGUUGGUUCGUAUACGGGCUCACUGAAAUACCACGCAGGGCAGACAGAGAAACUAAUCCAUUGUUACAGAUUGUUCUUCAAAUACUCUGACAGUUUUUAGUUCCCGCUCUCUGCUGGGCCUAUCAGAGUAGAGACUGAGCGUGGUUUAGACUUACUCAGCCAAUCCGUUGGCGCACCGGCUGGUCCCCGCCUCUUGGCGCAUCCCUGUUGCCAGGCAUAAGUUUUUAUCAUAACAACCUGUCAUAGAGAGAAGAGCCAGCCCCCCUAGACACCAUUCCUACGUCCAAGGACGGUUCACAGAUCACAAAGAAGCAGUAUAGUCUAGUAUUUGGAGACACAAAUUAUUAUCUUAUCUUACCCCCUAAAACAGCUCUUCACAUCAAUCACAGCUUGCCAGGUGAAACAAGACCCUCCAUGCCUUAAUCAUUAAUGCAUUCCUUCCAAGCUAGUCAUCCCAUCAAUUAUGAGAAUAAUAAAUCCCCACAUAAGUUCCAUGCAUGCGCUCAUUUCAUUAGCCACCAAUUAGAUCACGGUGUAUCAAUGUGUCCAUUUGAACUUUUAGAUUAAUUCAGAUUUUUAGGAUUAACCAAGUCAUAAUGAUAUUGAGAAAUGAAAACGUUAUUAUUGAAAUGAACCUGUUCAACGAAAAUGCAUAAAUGAAAAUCAUAACUGGCACGUAGAUUGGUAGAAAUAGUAGAAUAAAUUGUAAGCUUCCCCAAACUUGAAACUUAUAUGCUGCCUAUGAAGUGAUUUGUUUGACAAUCAGAUGAAAACAUAUUGACUGGUUAUGUUCAUGCCACGUUACUAGACUAACAUUGUGGUCCUCUGUAGCUCAAUUGGUAGAGCAUGGCGCUUGUAACGCCAGGGUAGUGGGUUCGAUCCCCGGGACCACCCAUACGUAAAAAUGUAUGCACACAUGACUGUAAGUCGCUUUGGAUAAAAGUGUCUGCUAAAUGGCAUAUUAUUAUAGUAUUAUUAUAUGGAACUGUUUUAAGAUGGCCAUGAAUCAUUUAGCUAUUUUAUUUCGAAUUUUAGGACCCCUGUAGGUAUAAUUUAUUUUUUAAACAAAUAAUGUGAUGAAAUAUUGAAUGUGGCCUUUACUACUAUAGCCCAUAGAAGGCAUUACAUAACACAUUCAUAAAUGGCAAAACAGACAAUCCCAAAAUAAAUCAUAAGGAAUAAGGAUUUUGAAAUGUCUGCCCUGUAUCUAGGAGAUAUAGGAAAGCUCAGGAAAUAUUUACGUUUUUGGAAACAUAUUUAACCCCUUUUUUUUGUUGGCAAAAGACGACCUCCAUACUUUCAUACAUUUUUUAACUGGUACCGGGUUACCUUCAGACGAGUCCAUGAAGCUUGUGGGGGUCUGCAGAGCAAAACAGAGAACACCAUUGUGUUCGUGAGAGUCUCAUCUUUCCAUAGAGUGGUCAUAUUAGUUUGUAACCGUUCGGACACUACAGACAUUUUUGUGAGAAGACCGAUUUUCAGGAUGUCUCAUGGUCUGACAAACACCGCUGUAGCUCGGCCACCUUCCACCGCUGAUGAGGAAGGCCGACAUAGGCUGAUGUGGUGGAUUGAGACGCAGCCCAUGCAGAUAUCUCUAGCUUAAACUUACAGAUUUUGAUGGGAUUUUUGUAUUAUGUUACUUAGAUUGACGCACGAGUGCAUCAAUUGACUCUUAAGAAUGUAUAUGUCUUUACUAUAAAACCCAUUUUAAAAAAUUGUCCCGUGAAAAUAACAUGCCCCCUAUGGAAAUCAAAUGCCCGUCCAACUGAUUCGUUCUGGCGCCGGCCCUGUACCUUCCGACAGUCUUUUCUUGUUAGUCCACCUUUCUUUGAUUGAAGGUAGCCUACAGAUUGCUUACUGAUUGAUUAUCCGAUAGCCAAGAUUUGUUUUGCAUUCUUAUUCAUUGCAUUUGUUUUGAAGAAUGAAACCAAGUAGGCUAUGAGUAGUCUAAACAAACAACCCAUCAUCUGUGUUUGUUAGGCUAUUCAAAUGUGACUUAACAUAGGCUACAUAGCCCAUGACCUGACUUGAGCAGUUAGCCUAGGCUAUUAUUUAGUUUAAGCUACUUUAAACUUAGAUACAACAGACAUUCAAUAUCGAAAGCAGGUCGAACCUGAUGAGGACUGUCGAUGGUCUUUUGGCUGGUGCGGAUGAGGAUGCUAUCACAACUGGAUCAGACAUGCUUCUGUUUCUCUUUUCCCGCCAUCACACAUUGGCUGUCCUGAUGGUGACUCCCGGAAAUGGCAGUGCCUAAAACAUGUUUGUCAAAUUAUUUUCCAAAAGACAAAACAUUUUUCUACAUUGAAAUCAGAAGUAAACUGCCAUUCAUCGCGUUCCAUAGGCUAUCCAUGUGACUCGUGACAUAAAGACUGCAACUGACAAAGCUGUCCAAAGGCUGGAAUUGAUAACAAUGCUUCAUGGUCUAUUAUUUUCUACAUGAGUCUGCUCCUGCCAACUUGUACAAGUUGUACAGGUCGAGCCGAGGUCAUAUACAAAUAGUUAAUUUCACUAUAUGUUCAUUUGAGGCUACAAGUGGUUAUCUUGUUCAGCAUAUGGUUACAGAUGAGUGAAAAUGAUUGGAAUGACAAUGACCUGCAAUCAGCCUCCUUUUUGUUAUUAUACUGUAGGCUACUGUGCUUUUACACUGUGAAUGCUAGUCUCAGAAACCUGUCUGUCUAGAGAGACUACUCCUCUUCGAAUAUGUGAGGUCCUAACUCUGUACCCACCCACAGGUGUCGGCUAGGCCCCAGUAUGAGGUGAGGAACCGGCUUCUAUACUUCCUGUUCCUGGUGUCAGCUGGGCUGGGUCACGAGGUCUUCUACAUCACCUUCCCGCCUUGCUUACACUGGAACCUGGACCCCUUCCUCUGCAGACGCCUCGUCAACAUCUGGACCGUAAGUCACCAGUGGUUGCAAAAAGAGAGAACAUAUUUAUGUGAGGAAGGAUGGUUUAAAGAACAGAGAAGACUGUACUCUGCAUACCAAAUGGAACCAUAUUCCUUAUAUAGUGGACUAUAUAGGCCCAAUAUAGUCCACUACUUUUGACUAGGGCCAAUAGAGUCCACUACUUUUGACUAGGCCCAAUAUAGUCCACUACUUUUGACUAGGGCCAAUAGAGUCCACUAUAUAGGGAUUGGGGUGCCAUUUUGGAUGCAGACACAGUCUUCUCUGCUCUUCAAACCAUCCUCCCACACAUACAUCUCUUCUCUCUCUUCCACUGCUACCUAUUCAAUUCACACCUGCGGUUUCAUUACAGAAAAUACAUGUUAAACUGUUGGAAAUAACCACACCAUAAGUCAGAUAUGGUAUGUCUUGGAGGUCACAGACUGAUGCCUUGCUUGAACAUCCCAUACAAUCUCAUGUUUUAUUAUAUGUGCAAGAGAGAGAGAGAGAGUGUGAGACAAUGAAGCUCUUCUACUCCUUCUCCCUCACCUCCUCUCACCCCUUACCCCUCUCUGACCCAGCCUUGCAUCCCUGUCCCCCUUACCCCUCUCUGACCCAGCCUUGCAUCCCUGUCCCCCUUACCCCUCUCUGACCCAGCCUUGCAUCCCUGUCCCCCUUACCCCUCUCUGACCCAGCCUUGCAUCCCUGUCCCCCUUACCCCUCUCUGACCCAGCCUUGCAUCCCUGUCCCCCUUACCCCUCUCUGACCUCACCACCAUGUCCCCAGGCCACAGGGACCACAUGGGCCAGGUUGACUGGUACUACAGGGUGAAGCGACAGGCAAUAUAACAGAACAGGAGGGUCCUUAAAUGACUCACUAUUUGACAAGCACCAAUUAACAAGCACACAAUUUCAACCAUUGUGUUAUAACUGUUUAUUACUGAGUUGUAAACAAUCUAAUAAUGAAUCGUUUAUUCUCAUAGAUCAUCCAUGUUCCUGCAUCUAGUUAUGCUUUGACCAUGAAGCUCAAACACACAGACAGACAGACACACACACACACACACACGCUCUGAUUUGAGUGACAGUGAGUUUGUGUGCAGUAUGUGUCCUCUCCUCCAGAAUAAGGUGUGUGUCCUCUGAGCGACCUGCCCAUGUUCUGCCCCAGGGGAGGAACGGUUUGGGGAGUGAACUCUGAACACCCAGACACCUGUAAACUCCAACACACAUGCUUGCUUGCUCACUCACACGCACGCACGCGCGCGCGCACGCACGCACACACAAACACACACACACACACAGUCUGUUUUAUUGACCACGUCAUUGCUUUGAGGUUCUCUCUCUAUGGGAACCAUUGGGUCUGACGGCCCUCAGGGCAAACAGCCCUGCACUUGUAAAGCCCCCUUUUAUUUUGAAGCUGGUGUUUUCUAGGGUUCACGCUGUCCCCUCACACACACACACACACACACACACACACACACACACACACACACACACACACACACACACACACACACACACACACACACACACACACACACACACACACACACACACACACACACACACACACACACACACACACACGCACACUCCUCCUCUCGUUUAUCACAACACACACCUUACUUACAGGGUAACUUCGGUUGCCAUGGUAACACAUGGUUUUUCUUAAUGAUCAUAACUAACAUCACUAAAUUACAGACUGUGACCCUCUCCACUCUGGUCCUCUUCCUAAAGCAUGCUGUAUUGACAGGAUUUACGCCAGCAUUUAUUACAUAAUCAUAAAACAAACCAACUACUGUAUGUGUUCUCCAUGACAGCAGGGCAGAUGACCCUUUGCCCCCUCUAGCCAGUCUGACUAGAAAUAAACUUCGAUUUCUGAUAUUUGCAAAGGUCACCAGAAUGUCGAUAAUUCGAUAAUGUUCAAACCUCAAGUGCGCUGCUUAGACCACUGCACAACCAAGUUGUUUUUUAUUACGUUGUUUUAAGCCUUCCCCAAACCGUAACCUUAACCCCUCGGAAUCAAUGCCUAAACUGUUAACCUUUGAGUUGUUUCUGUUUUAACCCUGUAACCACGCGGAAUUUCUGCUGUAACCACUCAGAAUAAAUGCAUCUAAAAUAGACUUUCAUCCAUAAUAUAUCAGAUUUCAAAGGGAAACAAUGAGAUCUUGUUGCAGGAACACCCCACCCCUCCCCAACCCACCCCACCCCUCCCCAACCCACCCCACCCCUCCUUUCCCACCACCCUCCCAUGUUGACAGAUCAAAGUCCAGAGUGGCACUGGGCCCGAUCAAUACUCUCAUUCAUUCAGCUAAAUCUGCACUGCUACUAUCUGUUUAUGACCUGGACCAUCUUUAACUCAUCUCUUCAUGUGAUGGUGCCUGGCCAGUCCUUUGAUGUGGCCCACACAAAGAGCCUAAUGUGUCGGCCCACUGUAUAGGUUGAUCUGAUGACAGUAUCAGUGGGAUUGAUAUGACUGGUGGCCUGUUAACAAGGGCAGGGUACAGUAUUAUUCAGAUUCAGAUUCAGCGUGUUUAAUAGUCACAUGUACAGGGGUUGCAGGUGUGAUUGCAGGGUACAGUGAACAUCUUGCAACAUGCAGGACUAAGUGAAAUAAAAUAAUAAAAAUGGUCAUAAAAAAACUACAACAAUAUAAACAGAAAUAGCACUAUAUACUUCAUAACUGUAGCAGUGAUGAAUAAAUAAAUGUCCAUUGGGGUGGAGGCAGAGUAAACAGUGCCCGUGUCUUGGAGGCAGUAGCAUCAGGGACAGUAUUUCUUCCCAGGGAACAAACGGCUGAUUGCUAAAGAGAUAGAUAGUGACUCUCUUCCCUCCCUCUCUUCCCUCCCUCCCUCCCUCCCUCCCUCAGUCUAUAAUCUCUGGUUGCUAUGUUAACCAUGAGGAUAAGAAGCCUGUAGGCAGUUUUAUCUCACAUGGACCGUGGUUACACAAACACUCACUGAUUAUAGUGUCCCCAUCCUGUCAGUAGGAAUAGUCACCACCUCUAUAUCUUUCUUUCUGUAGCUUGCGCACUCCUUCCUAACCCAUUUCUCUCUCUCUCUCUCUCUCCUCUCUCUCUCUCUCUCCUCUCUCUCUCUAUCUCAUCUCUCUCUCUCUCGCUCUCUCUCUCUCUCUCUCUCUCUCUCUCUCUCUCUCUCUCUCUCUCUCUCUCUCUCUCUCCUCUCUCUCCUCCCCCCAGCCUGGGUGGAGGGUCAGCCCCCAUGUCCCACUAGUGCCGUCUCCUAAGGAUGUGUAGUAGACAGUCAGUGUGUACUGAUUGGCCGCACAUCCCUGGCCUGGCAUGGCCUGCACACUGCACACCCUCUCUGGCCCCGUACACACUCAGGUUGUACAACUGAUGUACAAUGCAUUUGUCGCACAAAAGUUGUGAUACAACAUCAUUUUUCUGCACAAACUCUCUGUUGUAUCACUAAAAUAGUAUUUGAUUCUUAAAGUAGAUUGUGUUACUGGGCAACUGCAGACUAUGCUCCUUUUAUAGAAGUGUGCCUUGCGUCUUCUUGCAAACCGGUUGCUACCGACUGAAUGAUUACUUAUUUAUAGGAUACUAUGUGGCCAUUCUUAAUGGAGCAUUGAACAAUCAGGUUAGCUUCAUACAUUACAAUGUUUUUUAUUUAUUAUUUCCACAGUAAAAGUGUACAGAGUUUCAACCAAUCAAUCAAAUGUAUUUGUAAAGCCCUUCACGAAGAUUUACCCUCCUCUCCGCCUCUCCUAUUUUCCUGUCCUCUCCUCUGCUCUCCUUUUCUCCUCCUCUCUUCUAAUUCUUUCCUCUACUCCAGAUGGUUAUGUACAUCGGCCAGGCCCUGAAGGAUGUGCUGAAGCUGCCUCGCCCUCUAUCGCCCCCGGUGGUUAAGCUGGAGAAGCGUGUGGACGCUGAGUAUGGCCUUCCCUCCACCCACGUCAUGGCCACCAUCGCCAUCUUCUUCACCCUCCUCCUCAGCGCCCCUUCCAGGGUUCAGGUGAGGCCCAAGCAGCGCCCUGAUCCCCUUGGGUCCCAAGCUUCUGCUACUCAGUCUUGGGGGAGACCCAUCGCUUGCACACUCCCCUGGGACAAGGCCUGUACAGAACCAUAGAUGUAAAGUAAACAUGGAGAGUUUGGUGCCAACAAAAGUAUGUGAAAACACCUUCAAAUUAGUGGAUUCGGCUAUUUCAGCCACAUCCGUUGCUGACAGGUGUAUAAAAUCGAGCACACGGCCAUCCAAUCUCCAUAGACAAACAUUGGCAGUAGAAUGUCCCAUAAUGAAGAGCUCAGCAACUUUCAACGUGGCACCGUCAUAGGAUGCCACCUUUCCAACAAGUCAGUUCGUCAAAUUUCUGCCCUGCUAGAGCUGCCCUGGUCAACUGUAAGUACUGUUAUUGUGAAGUGGAAAUGUCUAGGAGCAACAACGGCUCAGCCGCGAAGUGGUAGGCCACACAAAGUCACAGAACGGGACUGCCGAGUGUUGAAGCACGUAGCCCGUAAAGAUCGUCUGUCCUCAGUUGCAACACUCACUUCCGAGUUCCAAACUGCCUCUGGAAGCAAAGUCAGCACAAGAACUGUUCGUCGGGAGCUUCAUGAAGUGGGUUUCCAUGGCCGAGCAGCCACACACCAGCCUAAGAUCACCAUGCGCAAUGCCAAGCGUCGGCUGGAGUGGUGUAAUGCUCGCCUCCAUUGGACUAUGGAGCAGUGGAAACGCGUUCUCUGGAGUGAUGAAUCAUGCUUCACCAUCUGGCAGUCUGACGGACAAAUCUGGGUUUGGCGGAUGCCAGGAGAACGCUACUUCCCCAAAUGCAUAUUGCCAACUGUAAAGCUUGGUGGAGGAGGAAUAAUGGUACGGGGCUGUUUUUCAUGGUUCAGGCUAGGCCCCUUAGUUCCAGUGAAGGGAAAUCUUAACGCUACAGCAUACAAUGACAUUCUAGACGAUUCUGUGCUUCCAACUUUGUGGCAACAGUUUGGGGAAGGACCUUUACUGUUUGUCGAGAUCGGUGUGGAAGAACUUGUCUAGUCUGCACAGAGCCCUGACCUCAACCCCAUCGAACACACCUUUGGGAUGAAUUGGAACGCCAACUGCGAGCCAGCCAAUAGCCCAACAUCAGGGGCCCGACCUCACUAAUGCUUUUGUAGCUAAUGCAAGCAAGUCCCCGCAGCAAUGUUCCUAAAAUCUAGUGAAAGCCUUCCAGAAGAGUGGAGGCUGUUUAUAGCAGCAAAGGGGGACAACACAAUAAGGCCCAGAUUUGAAGCGUUUAACGCAAGUGUCCAAUGGCCUGUAGGUAUUAUGACAAACAAGCAACAUGCAAUUUCACGGGUUACGUUAAAGAAUUCAUGAAGAAAUUCAUGGCCCUAAUCUAGGAAAGACUGGGAGGGUGCAGCUGGGUGGCUAGCCCCCCUUGGCAGCCAGGCCCAGCCACGUGAGCCAGGCCCAGCCAAUCGAAUGAGGGUUUUCCUACAAAAGGUUUUCAUUACAGACAGAAAUACUCCUCAGCACCCCCACCCCUCUUCAGGACGAUUCCUGCAGGUGAGAAGCCCGAUGUGGAGGUACUGGGCUGCGUGGGUACACGUGGUCUGCGGUGUGAGGCCGGCGUGGGACGUUACUGCAAAUUCUCUAAAACAACAUUGGAGGCGGCUUAUGGUAGAGAAAGGAACAUUCAAUUAUCUGGCAACAGCUCUGAUGGACAAUCUUGCAGUCAGCCUGCAAAUUGCACGCUCCCUCAAAACUUGAGACAUCUGUUACAUUUUGUUGUGUGACAAAACUGCACAUUUUAAAGUGGCCUUUUAUUGUCCACAGCACAAGGUGCACCUGUGUAAUGAUCAUGCUGUUUAAUCAGCUUCUUGAUAUGCCACAUUUGUCAGGUGGAUGGAUUAUCUUGGCAAAGGAGAAAUGCUCAUUAACAGGGAAAUAAACAAAUUAAAUUUGUGCACAAAAUUUGAGAGAAAUACGCUUUUUGUGCGUAUGGAAAAUUUCUGGGAUCUUUUAUUUCAGCUCAUGAAACAUGGGACAAACACUUUACAUAUUGCAUUUAUAUUUUUGUUCAGUGUAGUUUGCCGGACUCUGUACAGCCUUGUCCGAAAACAACCACUUGCCUCCAGACCUUCAGUGUAUGCAGACUUGAAGGACCUGAAAUAGGUGGAAGCAUCUCUGUUGAGGGGGCUUGUCUCUCCUGAGUCCUGACCCUGACUCCUGACUGCCCCUCCUGGACAAUGUGCUGGGAGGGGCGGAGUGGCCAGUCACCAUCAGUCACCAUCAGACACACCCACACAGCUGCUGUUUGUUCCUCUGAUAGACUACAUAGAGUAAAUGACUGUCAAUCUCUCUCUCUCGCUCUCUCUCUCACACAGACACACACACACAGAACAAUCAAUCAAUCAGCUACUCAAACAACACCAGCCUCAGAUACAGUGGUAGUGUGCUGCAGUGGUGACAUUGUUUCUGAGAGAGCAUGCAUAGCUACGCAUGUGGUGACUUAGUUUCUGUUUCUGAGAGGGCACAUAGCUAUAGAUGUUUAGUGGUCUGGUGCAGUGGUCUGAAUGGCCUGAGGCGAUCUCGUAGGUUCUGAGGGGUGAAAGGUCAGGACAGUCAAUCACAGUGGCCCCUCCAUCCCAGCAUGCUUUGUGUCCAUUCAGAGUCCUCUCUUCAGUAACUUCUUCUGAAAGGCCCUCCCAGCUGCAAGGGAAAGGAACAGACAUAGGAAAGAGAGAGAGAAGCAGGAAGGGAGGGAGGGAGAGAGGGAGAGAGGGGGAAAAUGAGAAAAGGAGGUCAAUGAAUACACAUGACAUGGGCUCUCUUCACAAAUGGAGGGAAACAAAAACACAAACAGGUAAAUUAUAGAAAGGAGGGAGCGGGAAGGAAGGGGAGAUGGAGAGAGACAGUUGAGUAAAACGAGAGGAUGACUUUAAGGAAGUCUAUAUGUCAGUGGCAGAAUAGAUGGAUGACAGAAGAUGUAGUUGUCUCAGGGGGAUUGACUAAUGGAGGACUUGAUCAACAGGAGGAAAAGGCUAGACAAAGAGGAAAAGAGAGAAGGAGAGAAAGAAGUGGAAGAUAAGGGCCCUGCCCAGAAACAACCCCUACCCCUAGAGCCGUGUGUAGAUCUGGAGGAUUGGAAAGGUGUAUAAGGAAUACAUCCAUUUCCCUCCGAUUGGCUAGGUGGAUUUAGCACGUUCCGAUACUCUCUGUACUGAAAAAUGUUGGGAAUUUCUUGGUUCCACCUUCAUAGUCUGACAGACUCAAGCUGAUGAGGUUUUCAGAUCGUAUCCAUCCUUUAUCAGAGUAUCAGAGAAUGUCUCUUAUCAGAUAGUUGUGUAUUUUGUAGUAGUGUGUGUGUUUAUGUGUGUGCACAUGUGUACCCACGUCUGAGUCAGUGGAGGCUGCUGAGGGGAGGACGCCUCAUAAUAAUGGUUGGAAUGGAGAGAAUGGAAUGGCAUCAGACACAUAGAAACCAUGUGUUUGAUACCAUUCCACUCCAGCCAUUACCACGAGCCCGUCCUCCUGUGGUCUGAGUGUGAUUUGUGUGUACCUCUAUUUUCUGUCCACAGUUCCAGUUUGAAGUGGGUCUGCUUGUGGCGGUGGUGCUGUCUGUGUUGGUGUGUCUGAGUCGUCUGUACACAGGCAUGCAUUCUGCUCUGGUGAGUCUCUUCCGAUGCUCUGCCCCGACAGUACUGUAUAAAACAUUCAGACCCAAUGCAGGAUUUAUUAUUCAUACUGUAUGUCUGGCUGGCACUCUUAGCUAGGGGGACCUGCCUUUCACUUUGACACUCAUCAUGUCAUUACAUUAGAAUAAGUAGUUCAUUAUGACCUGUAAAGGGUUUUUGGAGUAAAGAGGAGAUAAGGGAGGUUCCAGAGUAACACUCUGACCAGAGGAGGCUGGUGGGAGGAGCUAUAGGAGGACGGGCUCAUUGUAAUGGCUGGAAAGGAAUAAAUGGAACGGUAUCAAACAUAUGGAAACCACAUGUAUGACUCUGUUCCAUUAAUUCCAUUCCAGCCAUUACAAUGAGCCGGUCCUCCUAUAGCUCCUCCCACCAGCCUCCUCUGACUCAGACUAGCACUUCAUCACCAUAAAGACUACUCACCUUUCAAACUACUAUGAAUAUAUCUGUCUAAGCAGUUACAAAAAUGUAUAACAUACAUGUAUAUACUCACCCGCCCUGCUGGUUUCAGGAUGUGAUCUGUGGUGCUCUAAUCUCAGCCACAUUGUUGUUGGUCACCUAUCCAUACUGGGAAACCUUCGACCGGCUCCAGCUCACCUCCCCACUCUCUCCCAUCGGGGCAUUGGUACUGGCCCUCUUCCUGAGCUACACCUACCCUGAGCUGGACCAUUACACCACCACGCGGGGGGACACCACCACUAUCCUGGGGGUGGGUGCAGGCUGUUCUGUGGGUUACUGGGUAAAUGAGAGGCUGGGGGAGACGUUUGAGCCCCAGGGGGUGCUACCCAUACCCCUGCCAGCACUGACACUGGGUGGCUUAGCCCUGGGCAGCGCCCGCUUUGUGGUGGGUGUCGUGGCGUUGGUGGCGACUCGACAGAUGAUGAAGACAGCCAGUCUGUGGGUGCUGUGCUCCUGGUAUGGAGUGUCAGUCAAAGACAGAGACGCCAGGCGAAGGAAGGAGAUCGAGGUGCCGUAUAAAUUCACCACCUAUAUAUCCAUAGGCCUGGUCCACUCUAUUCUGGUCAAUAGACUGUUCAUAGGACUGGCACUGCUAUGACCCAAUGCUUUUAUGAACUGUU
Coregonus sp. 'balchen' is the source of this 13301-nucleotide messenger RNA. The record is from the annotation of a GenBank genome assembly. NCBI's taxonomy places the organism in Eukaryota, Metazoa, Chordata, Actinopteri, Salmoniformes, Salmonidae.